CCGGGGGGCGCAGCGCGGGCGGGGCGGCCCCGAGGUGCGGGAGCUGCCGGGCCGCGGCCCCGCUCCGCCCGGCUCUGCCCCGGCUGCUCGCGGCAGCCGGCACGCCGCCGCCGCCGCCGCCGAGCCGCAGCACGACGACGACGAGGAGGAGGAAGAGGAGGAGGAGGAGGAGGAGGAAGGUGCCGGCUCGCCCGCCCGCUCGCCCGGCAUGAGCGCGGCUUUCCAGCCCUCGCUGAUGAUGAUGCAGCGCCCGCUGGGAAGCAGCACGGCCUUCAGCAUCGACUCGCUGAUCGGCAGCCCCCCGCCGCCCGCCCCCGGGCACUUCGUGUACACCGGCUACCCCAUGUUCAUGCCCUACCGGCCCGUGGUGCUGCCGCCGCCGCCGCCGCCGCCCGCGCUGCCGCCCGCGCACCCGCACCACCACCCGCUGCCCAGCCUGCCCUCCGGCUUCUGCUCCAGCCUGGCCCAGGGCAUGGCGCUCACCUCCACGCUCAUGGCCACGCUGCCCGGCACCUUCCCCGCCUCGCCGCAGCACCAGGAGGCCGCCAGGAAGUUCGCGCCGCCGGGCAACUUCGAGAAAGGCGAGGGGAUGCCCCCGGACGGCGGCGGCGACGACGGCAAAGCCUUCCUGGGCAAGGACGGGGCCCUCCUGCCCUUCCCCGCCGCCGACGCCGUCCAGGCUUCCCUCGCCGGGGCUCUGCGCGGCCCGGGCAAGGAGGACCCCAAGGCGGAGGAGGACGCCAAAGGCAAGGAGGAAAGUUUCUCCAUGGACAGCGACCUCGAUUACAGCUCGGACGACAACAUCCCCGGGCAGGCGGCUCACAAGGAGGAGGACUCUGGCAACGCGCUGGAGGAGAGCGCCCAGAACCCGCCCAGCUCCAGCAGCACCACGUCCACGGGCAAAAACCGGCGGAGGCGAACAGCCUUCACCAGCGAGCAGCUGCUGGAGCUGGAGAAGGAAUUCCACUGCAAAAAGUACCUGUCCCUGACCGAGAGGUCCCAGAUCGCUCACGCCCUCAAACUCAGCGAGGUGCAGGUGAAAAUCUGGUUCCAGAACAGGCGGGCCAAAUGGAAACGGGUCAAGGCGGGCAACGCCAACUCCAAGACGGGGGAGCCGUCGCGGAACCCCAAGAUCGUGGUGCCCAUCCCGGUGCACGUCAGCAGGUUCGCGAUCAGGAGUCAGCACCAGCAGCUGGAGCAAGCCCGGCCCUGAUCCCUCCCUCGUCCCGCCAGGUUUUCACGGGAAAAGUUUCCAACCCGGGGUUUGAAGGCGACCCGCCCGCUUAGAAACAAAAACGAGAGAAGCAAAAAAAAACCAACCAAACAAAACAAACAAACCGGCAGCAGAAAAACCCACGGCAAAGAACUAGAACAGCACGAAAUAAAACAGGAAAAACAGAACCCCGCGCGAGCGCGUGGCAAAUCCCCGAACUCCAGAGCGGAACUUUCCGCUGACGGCGGCUUGGGAACGGUCUGGGUUGGGAGCAGGGAUGUCCCGGCUGGCAGAGGCACACGAGCCUCCCUCCCACUCCCCACACACACCCAGAGAUAUUUAUUGCGAGGCUGCCCCGCUCCGGGCGCCCUGGACGCGGAGCCGGCGCUGGAUCCCCUGCGCGGAGCAUCCCCGCGGCGCCUCUCGCCCUUUUGGGGUUUUCUUUCUUGUUCGGGGGCGAAAGGUAAAACAAAAAAAGCGACAAAAAGACGACAGAACGAACGAACAAACAAAAAAAAAUCCGAAAGAAAACUCAGAGUUUCAUUUCACGCCUUUUUUUAUUGUUUGGUUUUGUUGCCGAUGGCUGAGUGGCAGGCACUGGGGAAUGAGUUUUUAAAUCUUUUUUUUUUCUUUUUUCUUUUUUUUUUUUUGCCUGGCUUUCUGUCGAUUUGGUUUGCCUAUUCUACCAAGCCAUGU
Passer domesticus (house sparrow) is the source of this 1909-nucleotide messenger RNA. RefSeq names its product gastrulation brain homeobox 2 (gene GBX2). Gene Ontology annotation, biological process: regulation of transcription by RNA polymerase II; regulation of nervous system development. The record is from RefSeq and is a predicted model, not a curated record. Lineage: Eukaryota; Metazoa; Chordata; Aves; Passeriformes; Passeridae. Gene Ontology annotation, cellular component: nucleus. The transcript is spliced from 2 exons. Gene Ontology annotation, molecular function: RNA polymerase II transcription regulatory region sequence-specific DNA binding; DNA-binding transcription factor activity, RNA polymerase II-specific. Bases 209 to 1213 code for a protein of 334 amino acids.